UUAUAGUCGUCCUCGUCAUUGGUGUUUUCAUCAGAACUGUUUGUCGUCAAAUGGGAGUCAUGGGACCAAUUGGGUUUGACUAAAACGGGUCCGUCAUCUGAGGAGGACCCUAAUCCAACAAAUCGGGCCGGUCUGUGUGGGGGUUUGAACCGUCCGUUUCGUUGGCGAAUAAAGCCAUAAACUCUGUAGCUGCUCGGCGGCAAUAACAGCUGCACAUCCAACGAAGACGGUCCUUGCAGGUAUAAUAAGCAACACUUAUGUAGAUCCUGUUAAUGGAUUGAGAAUGGUGGGUAGUAGUAUAAGUGAUGAGAGAUAUACUUAUAUACAUGACUCUAAAUGGCCUUCUGAAGCGGCCGACGUGCACCACAUCGUUGUUCGGAAGAGCAGCGCAAAGGGUUUCCUUGUAUACUUGUCAGCUCUUCUGAUUCUAGCAAAUGGGUUCCAUCUUUUCCUUGUCAAGGAUAAAUCAAUUAUCAUUGUUUUUUGGAGCUUUCUUUUGGAUGUAUUCCUUGUCAAGCUCAUGCUUCAGAAGCCUGUUAAGAAAGAGUCUGUUAUAGUUAUGCCAGCUUUUGGAAUUCAACUUGAAACACACUAUGUAAGUGGUAAAACUAUCCGCCGCUUUGUACCCAUUGACAAGAUAUUGAAACCUACGCUAUCAGAAUGUGUGACCCCUGUUACUUGUUACUGGAGCCUGUCUUUCAUUGUACGAGGAGAGGCAGAACUGAUGUUAGCUUUUAAGGAGUUACGUCCGCCGGUGAAAAUGCUAGUCCCCAUCUGGAAGGCCUUGUGUGCUGUCACUGGAAGUGGAGGAAGCUUCGACACACUUACUGAUGAUGGCCCAUGGUGUUGAAGGAUUUUUUUUUUUUAAAAUUAAGAGCUGUGAUGCACUUCAAUUAGCAGAAAUCCCACGUGUUAGGAUGAUGUGCAUAUAUAAUAGAUGCAUUUGUACUCGUUUCAACUAAUACUAUGUGUAUAUCAAAGGGAAAUUCUGAUUGUGGAGGGAUGCUUGAAAUAUGUUCGUUCUAAGAUCAAUGGAUAUGGUUCAUCUUCAUCAA
Corylus avellana is the source of this 1055-nucleotide messenger RNA. RefSeq names its product phosphatidylinositolglycan-like protein. Gene Ontology annotation, biological process: GPI anchor biosynthetic process. NCBI's taxonomy places the organism in Eukaryota, Viridiplantae, Streptophyta, Magnoliopsida, Fagales, Betulaceae. The record is from RefSeq and is a predicted model, not a curated record. Gene Ontology annotation, cellular component: glycosylphosphatidylinositol-N-acetylglucosaminyltransferase (GPI-GnT) complex.